Molecule: messenger RNA, 2678 nt
Organism: Cuscuta campestris
Lineage: Eukaryota; Viridiplantae; Streptophyta; Magnoliopsida; Solanales; Convolvulaceae
Source: the annotation of a GenBank genome assembly
UUGAAAAUAAAUUUUCAUCAUUUUUGAAAAUUCAUUUCUCAUUUAAAUGGUUUUUUCAAAAUAAAAUUGGCAAAAGGGCAUUUUCAUAAUUCUGUAUCUACUGGAAUUUUCUUUUCCAGUUUUGACCCUGGCCGAAAGUCACAUAAUAUGUUUAGGAUGACUUGGUAAAAUUUCAUAAUUUUUGGACCACUUUAUGAAUUUUUAUGAAUUUUAGAAAAUAUUACCAACGUAGUAUUUUUCUAGAAUUGUCUGGGGCGAGCGCGGUUCGCCCGGUGUAUAUAUAUCUCUAUUGCCUGUGUGGAUGUAUGAUAUGCAUGGUGGAUGAUUGUGGCUAUAGUUUAUUAGAUUAUAAUACGGCCUGCGUGUCGUGCCUUAUCUCUUAAGCUCUUGUUUUAAAUCUAUUUCUCUCUCUUACCUCAACCGAGGAUUCUUUUCUCACGUGGUGGUUAAAAGACGAAAAAAUUUGAAGUCCGUUCGAGGGAAUCUAAAGGAAUGGAGAUAGCCUGAAGUCCAAGAGCCUGAGAGAUGCAACGACGCCAUAUCAUGUGGAAGGCUACGGUUCAAGUUUAGAGUCGAGGCCGAAGGGAGGAAACGAAUCCCGAAUCAUUGCUCCAGGGAUGUUCGGAGGCCGCUACCGUCGCUGUUCCUGACCAUACGAUGACUCCGACCUGGGGGCAGAGAAAGAGGAAACUGCUGCAGGCUGAGGAUGAAGAGGACGUGCACGCCUCCGAUGUUCUCAUGGUGGAUGCGCCUAAGUCUGAGCAUUCGGUUGCACAGAGGGAUGGGAAGUCUGUCCCAUCCACAAAUGCCGAAGGUAGAGGAGAGCGUGCUGAGGCCGAGGCUGGGUUUCUGACCGCGACUCUAAAGGAAAGCUUUCUUGCCUCCGUGGAGACGGAGCUCACUCGCCUGAGGAAACUCGUUGAGGCCGAGCACGAGCAAGUGUUAGAACUCCAACUGCAGGCCGUCUCCAAGUCGGACGAGGUGAUUAGGCUGCAAGGCCUACUGAAAGAGGCGGAAGAGCCUACAGCGCAGCUUACUACUUCCAUGGCUGGUCUGGAGGAAAGGCUUCGUCAAUCCAAGGGUAAAAGGGCCGAGCUAAACAUCGAAUUAGCAGAGGUCGUCUCCUUGCAGCAAUCGGUUGAGCAGGAGAAGGAGGCUGCCGUACUUGAGAAGGAACGAGCUUUGUAUGCCAUAGAGCUGUUCAUUGGAAUUCUAGUACCCAUGAACAAGCUUUGUCAGCCAGUUAAGAAAGCAAGAGGUUUGUUCAAUCGAUUUAUAGCCGACAUUGCAAAGCGCCCUCAAUUUUGUCCUAUUAAUUAUAGUGAUUGGCGUCUGGUGCCGACAUUAUAUAAAAAUCGCAUUUUGGAGUACUUAAAGAAGAAAUUCGUGAUACCAUCCACCAAUUCAGUUCAAGACAAAAUAUUGAGCUCUGUCGGGGAGAGGUUAAGAGGUUACAAGCGAUAUUUACGACAAAAAUAUAUUACAAAAGGUAUAACAAAGGACGAGCUUUACAAUUUACCCCUUCGUGAGUCAAACAUCACUGAUGGUCUCACACGUCCUAUUGGAGUGGAUGAUGCAAUGUGGGCUGGAUUUGUUACCUUGUCAUUUUCACAGGAGUUUGAGAAAAAAUCACAGCAUGGAAAGAUUGCAAGAGGAAAACAAACGCAUUGUCACACGAAUGGCUCACAAAGUUUUGGAAUUUUGUUGGAUAAGUUUGAAAGGAAGCAUAAACGACAGCCUGGUCCUAUUGAGCGAUUCGUAAAAACACGCGAGAAGAAAGACAAGACUUUCCAUGAACCCAUCAAAACAGAGUUUGUGAGGAUGGAAGAUCAAAUAGCUGUGUUAAAGUCUAAUUUAGGUGAUCAUGGUUCAAGACACGAUUCACCCAUAAACGGACCUGAGUGUGAUGAGGAUGCAAGACAUGAUUCGCCACUUCAUGGGUAUUCGACUCAUGAAGCACUCAAACAUGAUGCAUUAGUAACAAAGGACGAUGCUCCUACUAAUCACAGUUCCAAACAUGAUUCAACUCUUUCAAAUGCUGGUCACCAAUUAGAAAGAGAUAUUAUGCCAACAAAACAAGGCAAGAAAGUGCAAGGUGAACUACGAAAGCAAACAGCUACCAUGCCGGAUCAGGGCAUAAGACACCCCAUGACCAUGAUUUAUACAGCAAGUCACCACCUACCAGAGGUUAUCAUGAUGGAUCAAAUGACACUGCAAACACUAAUCAUGGUUCAAAACAUGAUUUACAAGUAUCAGGUUGCCAAUUAGAAAGAGAUACUAUCUUAAAAAACAAAAGAAAAAAGUGAAAAGUGGUUUACAACAAGUUGCGACCAUACAGUUGCAGGAAAGAAGAUAAGGUUGAAAGCUUACAUCGGAAUAUUAUUGUGAUGUUGCGGGCAAUGCUAGGCGAGCACAAUGUGCUAGCAAAGUCAUUUCGAAUUGCUAGGGACAAAUUAAUUGAGGUAGGUGAUGACUCUUUUGCUUUGAGACGAAUAGGCCACAGAAACUCUGUUUCAUGAAGAUAUAAUCUACCAUCGGUUGAAGAAGUUGCUUCAUUAGUAGUGGGUGAUUUUCAUCAAACCAUGGGAGAAAGGGACAUUGUGGUUAAAACGUGAGAAGGUAAAGUGCAGCGCAUAAGUGAGCUAAAUCCUGCAUAUUUAGGGCUACAAUAUCCCCUA